Messenger RNA from Paecilomyces variotii, 1101 nucleotides. Its product is annotated as beta-lactamase-like protein. NCBI's taxonomy places the organism in Eukaryota, Fungi, Ascomycota, Eurotiomycetes, Eurotiales, Thermoascaceae. The record is from RefSeq and is a predicted model, not a curated record. The coding region runs from base 131 to 937 and encodes 268 amino acids. The transcript has 2 exons.
AAGCUCCCGGCUCGCUCCAACACAAAGAACUUGGAGAUAAGGCAACAUUUUACUCUAGCUACCUAUUUGACUCUCAAUUGCGCAAAUACUCUAUCUCUCGCAUCAAACAAUUGAUCGCGCAUUUUGAAGCAUGGCAUCCAAACUAUUCCCAGGGAAUCCCUCUGAGGUGAUGGUGAUCCGCAAGGUCACACCAGACAUUGUAACUCUGAGCGUACCUUUUGCGCGAUUUGGGAUCAUCAAAUUUGGAGGUCGAGGAACACUUGUCAAGCUAUCCUCCGGUUCUCUCGCCGUCUUCUCGCCCGUCGCACUCACGCCCCAAGUACACGACGCGAUCACCUCGCUAGGAGGCCCAGUCAAAUACAUCGCAGCACCAGACAUGGAGCAUCACCUAUACGUGACGCGAUGGAAGGAUGCAUUUCCCGACGCGCAGGUCCUCGCGCCCGAAGGGCUCAAAGAGAAGCGGCAAUCGAACCCGGAGUUCAAAAACACCGAAUUCACACAUAUCUUCACGUCCGAGAACAAGCAAAAGCUACAGAUCUCAGAAGAAUUCGACUCGGAAUUCGAGACGGAAUACGUCGACGGCCAUGUAUCGCGGGAACUGGUCUUUCUGCACAAGCGUAGCCGUACCCUGAUCGAAGCUGACUUGCUUUUCAACCUCCCUGCAACAGAACAGUAUUCGAAAUCGGGCGUAUCGCCCACGUCGGGGAUAUUGACGAGAAUCAUAGCGCCUCUGAUGUCGACGGCUCCGCCAGCGACGUGGCAGAAAAGGUUCAUAUGGCAUCUUACAGUAGCUAAUCGCCAGCGAUAUAAGGAGUCUAUUCGGAGGAUUGAUCAGUGGGAUUUUGAUCGGUUGAUUCCGUGCCAUGGGGACGUGAUCGAGACAGGGGCGAAGGGUGUGUUUAGGAAUAUAAUGGAGUGGUUCCUUCGUGAUAAUUGAGAAAAGCAGGAUUCUGUUCAUGGGAGUGGAGUUGACAGGGUUUGGACUAUCGUGAGACAGUUGAGGAGCUGCAGUGGAGUUGAAAAUGUCUUUCGAAAGGAAACGAAUGAUACCUUGGCCAAUCUUGGAGAUAUGCAUUGUUUCGAGCUGAUUCUGGUAUUCGC